Messenger RNA from Brassica oleracea var. oleracea, 2393 nucleotides. RefSeq names its product oligopeptide transporter 9. The transcript is spliced from 6 exons. Gene Ontology annotation, biological process: transmembrane transport. Gene Ontology annotation, molecular function: oligopeptide transmembrane transporter activity. The record is from RefSeq and is a predicted model, not a curated record. Lineage: Eukaryota; Viridiplantae; Streptophyta; Magnoliopsida; Brassicales; Brassicaceae. Bases 91 to 2316 code for a protein of 741 amino acids.
GAGAAUCUCUACAGAAUCAAGUUCUUGUUUCACCUUUAACCUUAUAAAGAUUCACUACACCUCCAAAAAACAGCUCUCAGGUAUAUUUCAAUGACCGAGAUUGUAGAGCACUCGACCGGAGCCAUGGAAAUAGAAGAAGCCGUGGAUGAGCUAGAUCGGUGUGCGGUGGAGGAGGUUGAGCUAACCGUUCCAAAAACCGACGAUCCAACGUUACCGGUUCUCACUUUUAGAAUGUGGGUUUUAGGUCUUGCCGCGUGUAUCAUACUAUCGUUUGUGAACCAGUUUUUCUGGUACAGACAGAUGCCGUUGACCAUUACAGGAAUCUCGGCUCAGAUCGCGGUCGUGCCGCUCGGUCAUCUGAUGGCUCGAGUGCUUCCAAAUAAGAAGUACUUGGAGGGAUCAAGGUGGGAGUUCAAUAUGAAUCCUGGUCCGUUUAACAUCAAGGAACAUGUUAUGAUCACAAUUUUCGCUAAUUCUGGAGCAGGAACGGUUUAUGCGACUCAUAUACUUAGUGCUAUUAAGCUUUAUUAUAAGAGAUCUCUUCCGUUUCUACCGGCUUUUCUCAUUAUGAUCACUACUCAGUUUCUCGGGUUUGGGUGGGCUGGUCUAUUCCGUAAACACCUUGUUGAGCCAGGUGAAAUGUGGUGGCCAAGCAGUCUAGUUCAAGUGUCUUUAUUCAGUGCCUUGCAUGAGAAGGAAAAGAAGAAAAAAGGAGGCAUGACCCGAAUCCAAUUCUUCAUCAUAGUCCUUGUUACUAGCUUCGCAUACUACAUUCUCCCUGGCUAUCUAUUCACAAUGAUAACUUCCAUCUCAUGGGUCUGUUGGCUUAGCCCAAAAUCGGUUUUGGCUAACCAACUCGGUUCAGGUGAACAAGGUCUUGGUAUAGGCGCAAUUGGUAUUGAUUGGGCUACAAUUGGCUCUUACCUCGGCAGUCCACUUGCUAGCCCGAUCUUCGCUACCGUCAAUGUAACCAUUGGUUUUGUAAUAAUUAUGUAUGUCGCCACUCCCAUUUGCUAUUGGCUUAAUCUUUACCGUGCCAAAACAUAUCCCAUAUUCUCAAGUGGGCUUUUCAUGGGCAAUGGAUCGUCUUAUGAUGUUUUGAGCAUCAUUGAUGACAAGUUCCAUCUCGACCGAGCCGUCUAUGCAAAGACUGGUCCUAUCCAUAUGAGCACUUUCUUUGCGGUUACAUAUGGUCUUGGGUUUGCCACUUUGUCCGCAACCAUUGUCCAUGUUUUACUCUUUAACGGAAGGGAUCUAUGGAAGCAAACAAGAGGAGCUUUCAAGAGGAACAAGAAAAUGGAUAUUCACACUAGAAUCAUGAAGAAAAACUACAGAGAAGUUCCCAUGUGGUGGUUUUUGGUGAUCCUCAUACUCAACAUUGCGCUCAUCGUGUUCAUCUCUGUGUACUACAAUGCAACCGUGCAGCUACCUUGGUGGGGAGUGUUGCUAGCUUGUGCUAUUGCCGUCUUCUUCACUCCUCUUAUUGGUGUUAUUCUCGCCACGACUAAUCAGGCACCGGGUUUGAACGUCAUCACAGAAUAUGUAAUCGGAUACAUCUAUCCAGAACGUCCGGUUGCGAACAUGUGCUUCAAAGUGUAUGGAUACAUCAGCAUGACUCAGGCUCUAACAUUCAUCCAAGACUUCAAACUCGGCCUCUAUAUGAAGAUCCCUCCUAGAAGCAUGUAUUUGGCACAGGUAGUUGGGACGCUUGUGGCUGUGCUAGUAUACACAGGAACUGCUUGGUGGUUAAUGGUAGACAUUCCUCAUUUGUGUGACAAAUCUUUGCUUCCUGACGACAGUCAAUGGACAUGCCCGAUGGAUCGUGUCUUCUUCGAUGCAUCAGUGAUUUGGGGACUCGUAGGACCACGUCGAAUGUUCGGUGACUUAGGAGAAUACUCAGCCAUAAACUGGUUCUUCCUCGUAGGUGCAAUCACUCCUUUCUUCGUCUGGCUAGCGACCAAAGCGUUUCCAGCUCAAAAAUGGAUCUCACAAAUACAUUUUCCAGUUAUUUUAGGAGCAACCUCGAUGAUGCCACCCGCGAUGGCGGUUAAUUUCACGAGCUGGUGCAUCGUGGCAUUUAUAUUCGGACACUUUGUGUUUAAGUACAAGAGAGAGUGGUGGACAAAGUACAAUUACGUUUUGUCCGGAGGUCUGGACGCGGGAACUGCGUUUAUGACAAUACUGAUUUUUCUGGCGUUAGGACGCAGAGGAAUUGGACUGGCGUGGUGGGGAAACGCUGAUGAUAGCACAAACUGUGGCCUCGCAUCUUGUCCUACUGCCAAAGGCGUAGUAACGCAGGGUUGUCCUGUUUUCUGACCUUGUCACAGUUAAGUACAAAUUCUUUAGCUUGUUGUUUAUUCUUCUCUUUGUUUCUUUUGUUUUGUUUAUUCUUC